AUGGAAAUAAAAUACCAAGAAAUACUCGCGGGAGGGUUUCAUGCACCAACCAGGUGUAGAGCCAAGUACAGAGUUGCUAUAUUAAUACCAUACAGAGACAGGAAAACAAAUCUUAUAAUAUUUCUAAACCACAUGCAUAAGUUCAUGAAAAAGCAACUAUUGGAAUACCAAAUUUUCCUGAUAGAACAAAUAGAUAAGGACAGAUUCAAUAAAGGAGCAUUAUUCAACAUAGGCUAUACAGUAUCACGAGUGUUUGGUAAUUGGCAUUGCUACGUCUUCCAUGAUGUAGAUCUUCUCCCGAUCGACGGCAGAGUAUUGUACUCCUGUCCUCAACAACCUACUCACAUGUCAUCGGCGGUGGACUGUUAUGAUUUCAGACUGCCAUAUUAUGGGUUAUUUGGUGGUGUGACUAUUCUAAAGCCUACUCAUUACGAAGCUGUAAACGGUUAUUCGAAUUAUUAUUGGGAUUGGGGGGCAGAAGACGACGACAUGUACGCCAGAUUGCAGGCACAAAAGUUCCCUGUGUUACAUUAUAGCUACUCAUUGGGGAGAUACGCAACUCUACCUCAUUCUCCGGCAAAAGAGAACUCCCAAAAGCAAGUAUAUCUGGUCAUAAAUACAUAA
Messenger RNA from Danaus plexippus (monarch butterfly), 624 nucleotides. Its product is annotated as beta-1,4-N-acetylgalactosaminyltransferase bre-4-like. The transcript is spliced from 5 exons. NCBI's taxonomy places the organism in Eukaryota, Metazoa, Arthropoda, Insecta, Lepidoptera, Nymphalidae. The coding region runs from base 1 to 624 and encodes 207 amino acids. Gene Ontology annotation, molecular function: N-acetyl-beta-glucosaminyl-derivative 4-beta-N-acetylgalactosaminyltransferase activity. The record is from RefSeq and is a predicted model, not a curated record. Gene Ontology annotation, biological process: carbohydrate metabolic process; glycosphingolipid biosynthetic process.